AUGAGUUCAAACAAUGAACCAGCACAAAGUCAAAGACUACAUUUCAUAUUGGACGAAUUUUUGUACAACAUCAAGCGUUAUAAAAACACAUUUGAAGGUGAGAUUCAGUGGUGCAAUGACCUUUCGUUGAACGAUUGGAAGACCCACUAUCUACAGAUUACCAAGUCGGGCUCCUUAACUCAUUCAAUUGAUGAAUUAACAGCAGACUCCGCCAAUAUCCAACCCAUUAUCAAGCAUUUACAACAGUGUGAAUUACAGAUCACAAAAGACACACAAUCACCUUUUAUAGAUGUUAAGGCAAACUGCAACUUUAUAAUCCGAGUGAAAGCUUCAGGCAAGGAUUUCAAAGUGUACCUUCGAGUCAAGAACUGGGAUAGUUUUAAGAGAUUGCUGACGUGUUUGAUUUGGUGGAGCUCGAUGAAGACGAAUGGUAUAUUCAACAAGUUUCAGAUAUCGGCUCCUUAUGAGUAUGACACAAAGAAACUGGGGCAGCCAGAAAGUUUGUUGGUCUAUAAAUUAAAUGUUUUUGGACCCAUGGUAAAACAUACUACUCUUCCACCGGCCACGAAUCCUUUAGAUAAGCCUAACAUAAGUAACAACGAUAAUAACGGGAAAGGCUGGUUCUCGGCUAUGGGCGUUUUUAAAUCAGACGGCAUACUAGAUCUUCUUUUACAAAGUGACGGAUCUCCAAUUUACUCAAUAGACAUUACCCAACUUUUAAAAUCAGAAAUUAGAAUCUUAGAUUCUUCUGUUCUACAAAAUGACAAUUGUUUGUUUUUAGGUGAAUUGCCGCUCUUACGAAAACAGUUAAAUGACGAAAAUUUUCACAUAGAAAGUAUUAAUUCUAGUAAUAAUAACUCUAGUAAUAUCUCUGAAGAAAUUAUUAUACAAUUCCCUUUAAGGAUAGACUUGGAAGAUUGUUUCGUGGCAUUACAAUCAUACGCUAGGUCAGAAUAUUUAUCUAUUACCGGCUCAGAUAAAUCAAACGGUAUGAGGAUAUCGAAUAGCUUCAAGCUUUCUAUAUUGGAGGCUAAUUUUCAAUCAAUAAAUUUAAAUGAUAAGAAUAAUACACCGUGGUCAAUAUUCACUGACAUAACGACUUGGGGUCAUACAUGGGCUAGAACAUCAAUGGUUCCAGGUUCACCGAAUCCAUUUUGGAGAGAAGAGUUUCAGUUUGACGAACUGUUGAGACUUGAUACUUCCUACCUGGAAAUCAAGCAGCUAUUUCAUGACCCUAUCCACUCUAAUAACAAAAAGCGGUUACGGUUGGUUGGUAAAAUCGGAAUUACACAGGAGAUGAUAAAUGAUGCGAGAUAUAACAAGGAAACAAGAUUGCCGAUCAUGGAUGUUGAUAAUCAAAAUUUCCAGAUCGGUACAAUCUGUAUCAAGCUCUCCUCAAAUUUGAACUUUAUUUUGCCAUCCACCAAUUUUAUGAAAUUAGAAAAGCUUUUGGCUAAUUUGAACUUAUCCAUGAUUUCAAAUUUAAUAUACAAAUCUUCUUCAUCAAUGGAAAAUGACAAUAAAUUGAUGCAAAUAUCUGUAAUUUUUCUGGAUAUUUUCCAAUCUACAUCUCGGAUAGAAGAUUGGUUUAAUGUUCUUAUAGACAAGGAAUUGUCCAAGAUAGACGGGACAGUUUCGAGAAUAAAUCAAAAAAAUUUAGAUUCAAAGCAUAUCUUUAACAGUUUAUUCCGUGGUAAUUCUAUUUUGACUAAAUCGACUGAGCAAUAUUUUUUCAGGGUAGGCAAUGAAUACCUGAACGAAGCGCUUGGCGGUAUUUUGAAGGACAUCAUCGAAUCAAAUGAAUCAUUUGAAUUGGAUCCUGCUAGAAUAAAAGAAGAAGGAAACAAGAAGGAGAAAAUAUUAGGGGAUAAUUAUAAAAGAUUGUACUUCUGGGUCACGAAGAUUUGGAAAAAACUCUACGCAACAAGCAAUGACUUACCCAUUGAGAUUAGGAACGUUUUAAAGAUUUUUAGAAAGAAAUUAGAGAUAAUUUGUACCGAAGACAUUUUACAAAUAAUUCUAAACGGUAUAUCUGGAUUGCUGUUUUUGAGGUUUUUCUGUCCGGUUAUAUUGAAUCCUAAGUUAUUUAAAUAUGUUUCCGAAAACCUAAAUGAAACAUCAAGAAGAAACCUCACUUUAAUAAGCAAAGUCCUGCUAAAUUUAUCUACAUUAACACGGUUUGCUAACAAAGAGCCGUGGUUAAUGAGUAUGAAUCAUUUUAUUGAUAAAAGGCGUGAUGAGUUGUUGGAAUACAUCGAUAAGAUGACACAAAAGAAACUAGAUUUCAAUUCCAAAAAACUAAAUCUAAGUUCCAAUAUAACAAGACCUAAGUUGCCCAUUGACCAAGCAAUCUUGGAUGAUUUGCCUCAGCUCCCUUGUUUAAUUGAUAAAAACUCCAGAGAAACUGAACUCGUCAACUUGAUCAUUAAUUUCAGUCAAGAAAAUGGGAACAAGAUGCUAAAAGAUAGCCAGAUGGAAGAAAACGGAAAGCAAGACUUAACAGGGGGAGAUCGUCUUUCUACGAGCAGUAGUAUAAAUUUGUCGAUAAAUAGGAAGGAUUUAGAUUCACCAGUAGGUGCGAAACCAGAAAUUGGAGAGUUAGAAUUUGAGAGGAUAACUGAAAAUAAUACAGAAGUUUUUGGAGACGAUUUAAUGAACUUACUCAAGAGUGAUGACGGAGGCCCCAAGCAUGAUAGUUUGGUUAGCAGUAUUAAUAAUAACGUGAACCCUAAUUCGACAUUCACGACACAGGAGGAGGAGAGAUAUAUGAUGAAAGAACUAGAACAAGAGUGCUAUUUACUCUACAACAAGAUUGACCGUAUCACAAAAAGAUUAUCAGAUUACGAAUGUGCUUCGAGUAGUCUGUUCGAAGACAGAAAAUAUUCCAUAUCACUUUCACAUAAGAUUUACUAUGAGCAAUUACGAGAGGGUGAUGCUAUCGUACUUAAAUUGCUAAGCAAUCCUUCCAUGGAUCGGUCUUCUAUAAAAUUACGAAAAUUUUUCAGAAGAGGUGCUAGCAGUAAACUUUACAACAUUGGAGAUCAUUAUAAUAAGUUUCUGAUUGUUGAAGGGAUUGGUACUGAAUUUUUUAAUGGUACGAACAGAUUAUCAUCACGCGGGACAUCAUUGAAUGGCGAUGAUAAGGAUAACCAAACGAUACCUUCGUCUUCAAGCUCUUCAAAUAAAAGUGGUUUGGGUAAUAGGUUUUCUCCCACAAAGUUAUCGAGGAUGAUGAGAAGAGCUCCCAAUGGAGAUGUACCUAAAGAACAAAGUGCUCAUAAAUUGACGAGAUGGUUCAAGAAAAAAAAGGACCCGAGGGGGCUUGACUGA
Messenger RNA from Saccharomyces eubayanus, 3330 nucleotides. RefSeq names its product GTPase-activating protein BUD2 (gene BUD2). The coding region runs from base 1 to 3330 and encodes 1109 amino acids. The transcript has a single exon. NCBI's taxonomy places the organism in Eukaryota, Fungi, Ascomycota, Saccharomycetes, Saccharomycetales, Saccharomycetaceae. Gene Ontology annotation, biological process: regulation of GTPase activity. The record is from RefSeq and is a predicted model, not a curated record.